GCGUUUACGCCUAAGCUUGAAGCCCUAUAUGCGCUCAUUACCCACGAAUCGUAAUUAAUACGAACUUUAAUCGGUGACAGUUUAUAAAAUGUGGAAUUUGUACACUUGACUGCACUUCCCCGAUCAUGAGGCUUUUAUGGAAAUUCUUUUUGGAUACCCUCUUAAUGUUUUGCUGUAAUUGCGUGUGGUGUAUCAAAAACGUAAUGAUAGAAAUCGAUCCUCCGGUGGUUGAGCGAGGUGCAAGUGCAACCCUUCGUUGCAAUUACGAUUUGGAGGGGGAACCUUUGUACACAGUAAAAUGGUAUCGAGGCCAACGGGAAUUUUAUCGAUACACGUUAAACGAAGUACCGCCGACAAAAGUAUUUCUUUUCGAAGGAUUAAAAGUAAACCUCGAAAUGUCGGAUGAGCACCAGGUGGUUCUACAGAAUGUCGAAUUCAAUUUAUCCGGCAACUUCACUUGCGAAGUAUCUGCAGAUGGACCGAGUUUCCCGACCGAUAUGGUGUCGAGGAAUAUGUCCGUUGUAGUAAUACCGAAACAUCCCCCGACGAUAACGACGGAUAAAAGCGAAUAUACAGUAGGCGAUGUGGUUAGAGCAAACUGCACUUCGUCACCUUCAAAACCAGGAGCGACGUUAACUUUUAGCCUUAAUAAUAUGGUGGUACCCACACACAGUGAACGUAAAAUUCCGGUAGCACGAGGCCUAUGGGUCACUUGGGCUUCCACUGAAUUCAAGCUCUUUCAUUCCAAUUUCCUCGAUGGUUCAUUAUAUCUGCACUGCCUAGCACAGGUUACAGAUCUGUAUCAACACGACACCCCAUUUCUCCUGGACAAUCUCAAAGAUCCAGUUCCAGCUAGAGUAACAUCGCAAAACAGAGGAUCGUCCCAUAAAUUAGCCAUCGUCCCGAUUGUACUACAAAUGUCGUUGUUGUUAAUGUAAGCACUUGGCGUAGACAUAUUUUGUGCAUAAGUAUUUUAAUAAAAUGUGAUAAAACUA
Messenger RNA from Photinus pyralis (common eastern firefly), 995 nucleotides. RefSeq lists its product as uncharacterized. The transcript is spliced from 6 exons. The record is from RefSeq and is a predicted model, not a curated record. The coding region runs from base 126 to 938 and encodes 270 amino acids. NCBI's taxonomy places the organism in Eukaryota, Metazoa, Arthropoda, Insecta, Coleoptera, Lampyridae.